CUUAACGUAAAAAAAUUCACAAUUGGUCACCUCUACCAAAAGGUUGACUUUGAGCUCAAGUAACCAGUACUAACGCGGUUCAGACAAAAAGAAAAACAAUUCCCACUUUCAUUUCUUUAAUUAACCACAUAAAGCUUCUUUUGAUUCUUCACUUUCUAGUCUCACAAAAACAAGGAAAAAAAUAAAAUCAAAGUGACGAAUGUUAAUGGCGUUUUCUUCUUGUUUUCUUUUAGUUCUUCUGCAAAUCUUCUCAGCUUUACUUCUCUGUCUUGCACAAGAUCAGUCAGGAUUCAUCAGUUUGGAUUGCGGUUCGCCUAGAGAAACUAGCUUUCGUGAGAAAACAACAAACAUUACUUACAUUUCCGAUGCAAAUUUCAUCAAUACCGGUGUUGGUAAAAGCAUCAAACAAGCAUACCGGACUCAGUUUCAGCAACAAACAUGGAACCUACGGAGUUUUCCACAAGGCAUACGAAACUGCUAUACCUUAAACCUAAGCAGAGGCGACGAAUAUCUAAUCAGAGCCAAUUUCCUUCAUGGCGGUUAUGACGACAAACCCUCCACGCAAUUCGAGCUUUACCUCGGACCUAAUCUAUGGUCUACAGUUACAACCACAAACGAGACCGAAGCAUCAAUCUUUGAGAUGAUUCAUAUCUUGACCACUGAUCGUUUACAAAUCUGUCUGGUCAAGACAGGAAACUCGACGCCAUUUAUCUCCGCUUUAGAGCUUCGUAAACUCAUGAACACAACUUACUUGACUCGACAAGGGUCCUUGCAGACCUUCAUCAGAGCAGACGUUGGCGCGACUGUUAACCAAGGCUACAGGUACGGAAUCGAUGUGUUUGAUCGUGUCUGGACUCCGUAUAAUUUCGGGAACUGGUCACAGAUUAGUACCAAUCAGACAGUGAAUGUAAACAAUGACUAUCAACCACCAGAGAUUGCUAUGGUCACAGCCUCUGUUCCAAUAGACCCGGACGCACCUAUGAACAUUUCGCUAGUCGGGGUGGAGCGUACUGUGCAAUUCUACGUUUUUAUGCAUUUUGCGGAGAUUCAAGAGCUCAAAUCCAAUGAUACAAGAGAGUUUAAUAUCAUAUACAAUGACAAGCAUAUCUAUGGACCCUUUAGACCACUUAAUUUCACCACUUCUUCCGUAUUUACACCUACAGAAGUUGUCGCCGAUGCAAAUGGAAAGUACAUAUUUUCGCUUCAAAGAACCGGAAAUUCGACUUUACCUCCUCUGCUCAACGCUAUGGAGAUUUAUUCGGUUAACUUGUUACCGCAACAAGAAACUGAUGGAAAAGAAGUUGAUGCAAUGAUGAAAAUCAAGUCGGCUUACGGCGUGAACAAGAUUGACUGGGAAGGAGAUCCUUGCGUGCCGCUGGAUUACAAGUGGUCUGGUGUUAAUUGCACUUACAUUGAGAAUGAGACCCCAAAGAUCAUUUCCUUGAAUCUGUCUGCAACUGGCUUGACCGGAGAGAUAUUAGAAUUAAUAUCAGACCUUACCAGUUUAGAAGUUCUUGACUUGUCUAACAAUUCUUUAACUGGUUCAGUCCCAGAGUUUCUAGCAAACAUGGAAACCUUAAAACUCAUAAAUCUAUCAGGAAAUGAGCUAAAUGGCUCAAUCCCUGCAACUCUCCUUGAUAAAGAACGAAGAGGAUCGAUUACGUUAAGUAUCGAAGGAAAUGCCGGGCUCUGUUCAUCUGCAUCAUGUGCUACCACGAAAAAGAAGAAGAAAAACACUGUUAUUGCACCUGUUGCAGCAUCACUUGUUUCAGUCUUCCUCAUUGGAGCUGGAAUCGUUACUUUCCUUAUCCUCAAGAGGAAGAAGAGAUCCAAGCUUGGUUUGAAUCCUAAUUCAGGAACCGGUACAACACCGUUACAUUUGAGGUCUCACCACGGUUUUGAACCACCCGUUAUAGCGAAAAACCGGAAAUUGACUUACGUUGAUGUUGUUAAGAUCACAAACAACUUUGAGAGGGUUCUUGGUAGGGGAGGUUUUGGUGUGGUUUAUUACGGCGUCUUGAAUAAUGAACCAGUUGCGGUAAAGAUGCUCACUGAGUCCACUGCACUUGGUUACAAACAGUUUAAAGCCGAGAUGGCAAGAAACAUGGGAAGCCGUAUGACGGAUUCAACUAAUGAUUCUUCAGUUGAGCUUUCCAUGAAUUUCACAACAGAGCUUAAUCCAGGAGCUAGAUGAAUCAAAUCUUAUGUAUAAUUUGCUUGAAGCUAGAAGUUUCUUCGUACACACGUUUCUUUUGUUCUGUUUUUGAUGAACAGAGUCAGUCUUAAUUGUAUUCUGUUCCGGUUCUUUGUUAUUU
Messenger RNA from Arabidopsis arenosa, 2315 nucleotides. The record is from the annotation of a GenBank genome assembly. NCBI's taxonomy places the organism in Eukaryota, Viridiplantae, Streptophyta, Magnoliopsida, Brassicales, Brassicaceae.